Neoarius graeffei (lesser salmon catfish) is the source of this 3161-nucleotide messenger RNA. It is a transcript of the gene mylk3, whose product is annotated as myosin light chain kinase 3. The transcript has 13 exons. Gene Ontology annotation, molecular function: ATP binding; protein serine/threonine kinase activity. Bases 280 to 2583 code for a protein of 767 amino acids. NCBI's taxonomy places the organism in Eukaryota, Metazoa, Chordata, Actinopteri, Siluriformes, Ariidae. Gene Ontology annotation, biological process: protein phosphorylation; positive regulation of apoptotic process; intracellular signal transduction. Gene Ontology annotation, cellular component: cytoplasm; nucleus. The record is from RefSeq and is a predicted model, not a curated record.
GGAAAAAUAGAAGUGUCACGAUAAGAUACCAGAAUGGAGGUGUUUAUUUAAGUGGUGUCAUGUCUCUGGUGCAUACUGGCACCAUUCUGGACGACCUGCUUAUGUUGGUGGGAGGCACAACAACACCUCAGAGAAGCCUUAAGAGGACUAAGAUAGGAGGGACAGAAAUAGCUUUUCUGAUAACUUUUGGUCACUGUAACCCAAGGAUUUGUGGUACCUCUUUCUCUUGCCUUUUGUCUUGCCCCUGAGCUGCUAUCCUGACUACAUUUCACUCUAAUCAUGAGUAAACCGGUGACUCUGGCCACCUGCAUUGCCAAGAUGUACGAAGGUGCCAAGCUGGACAACUCUGGAGCUGCAUCUGGGACACCAAAGAAGCCCAACACGACUCUUUUGGGCAGCCUGGGCCACAUUGAAGAGAAGAUAAACGUCCUGGAAGGAAGGGUUGAACAGAUCGCAAAUACACAGAGUUUAGUGCUUCAGAAAUUAGAAUCAGUGUACCAAGGAAUGGAUGCAUUGGAGAAAAACUUUGCACAAUUCAGACAAGACAAAGCUGUAGGACAAUCCUUUAUAAAACCUCCUCAUAGAGAACAAGGUGGGAAUGAUUCAGCCAUGAUUGCUGAGGUCAAAUCGCUUUGUGGAGAAACCGUAGCACUGUUAAUGAGCCUGAAACAAGAAGGCCAGCUGCAGAGAAAGAAAAUUGAGGGGAUAGAAGGCUCAGUGUCCACCCUGGAUAAAGUGCUCGGUUACGUGGGCGAAGCUUUUCGCAGCUCAAAGAUAGUGGAGUUCAUUCUCAGUGGCGUUGUACCUUGGAGGAAGCAAGGCCUUCUGGAAACAACAGAGGAUGAGAAAACUACAUCAGAUGAGGAUACCACGAAGGACAAAAGCUCUGUCUGUCACACAGGAACUCAGGCUCCAGAGGAAAUUAAUGUGCAACCUGCAGCUGUCACAAAGGAAGCUCCAGUUCCUAAAUCCCAGCGCAGGCUGAAGGAGGUGACGCUGAAGAGCAGAGAGCCGGAUCGGGUCCAGGCCUUCGCUCCUGAGAGCCCGACUGAGUCUGAAGUGCCCGAAGUGAGCAAAGAUCAUGAAGUCUUGCCUGCAGAGACCAUCUCCGUGACUGCAGCUUCUCACCUCGAGAGAAAAACCCCAGAAACAUGCAGCGCUCCUGAGCAGACGGACAUUCCUGCAGCUGAUGUCCUGCUGUCUGUGGACUCUUUAAUUAAAAAAGAGGAGCCGAAGCAGAAGACGGAAUGUGAGCAAAAAACCAAAGACGUCCCUAAAGCUGAGCCGCAUCACGCCACAAAGCCAAAUGUGCCAAUCACGGAAAACUUGGAACAGAAGGAGACAGCUGCUCUGGAAACUCCACAGUUGAGACAAGCUGAGUGUGAGCCAAAACCCGAACCAGUCACCCAGAAAACUAACACUGAGACUGCAGAUGGGGUUCCCGAAAAGCUUAAAGCACCCCAGAACAAGUCAGAGCCUUUGAACCACAUCGAAGCGGCGAGUUUUGCACCACAGAGCGAUGCUAAUUCAAAAUCUCCAGGCCUGGAUUUACAGUUUCCUAUCAUCGAUGAUUGCCCUCCUCGAUCUGCCCCAUUCGAGCAUCGCAUUGUCAGCGCCAAGCAGGUUCCCAUCGGCUCCUAUUACACAGUGGAACCCAACGAGCUGCUGGGAGGGGGGCGUUUCGGCCAGGUUCAUAAGUGUGCUGAGCUCUCUUCAGGUCUCACUCUGGCUGCCAAGAUUAUAAAAGUGAAGGGGAUGAAAGAAAGGGAGGAGGUGAAGAAUGAAAUUGGGAUGAUGAACCAGUUAAAUCAUGUAAAUCUCAUUCAGCUGUAUGAUGCAUUCGAGUCCCGGACUAAUCUCACCCUGAUAAUGGAAUAUGUGGAGGGCGGCGAGCUGUUCGACCGCAUUGUAGACGAACAUUACCAUCUGACGGAGCUGGACGCCAUUGUGUUCAUGCGGCAGAUCUGUGAGGGAGUGCAGUACCUCCAUCAGCAGUACAUCCUGCAUCUGGACCUCAAGCCUGAAAAUAUCCUGUGUGUCAGCAGUACCAGCAACCAAAUCAAGAUCAUUGAUUUUGGACUUGCUAGAAAAUAUCGACCCAGAGAGAAACUGAAGGUCAACUUUGGGACUCCUGAGUUUUUGGCACCUGAAGUGGUGAAUUAUGACUUUGUGUCAUUCCCCACAGACAUGUGGAGCAUCGGUGUCAUCACUUACAUGCUUUUAAGUGGCUUGUCACCUUUCCUGGGUGAAAACGACGCCGAGACGAUGAACAACAUCCUUCAUGCCAACUGGGACUUUGAUGCUGAGGCGUUUGAGAAUGUGUCUGAGGAAGCGAAAGACUUCAUCUCUAAAUUACUCAUCCCUGCAAAAUGCAGCCGACUGAGUGCCUCAGGUUGUAUGAAACACAGCUGGCUGAAUAAUCUGGAGGAAAAAGCAAAGCAGCACCGAGUCCGUCUCAAAUCCCAGAUGAGACUACAGCGUUACCUAGCAGCUCACCGACAGUGGAAGAAACACUUCUACGCAGUGACGGCAGCCAACCGGCUCAAGAGGUUCCAGCAGAACAGAUCCAUCAGCACGCUGUGAUUCUGACCGAAAUCCAGCACUGAGGAGGAAAAGAUGGACCUUCCUUUCUUCUUCACACUCAUAUCAGCUUCGCUGAGCUUCCACUCCAGUGGGAAAGUGUGUGAAGAUGACGGGGCAGUGAACAUGGCACCAUGUGGAGUGUUUAUUUUAUUCUAUUUUUAUUUUACUUAGUCAAAGGAACAGCAGCUGAUUGAGUAAUGACUUUUUGCCGUAGCGAAUGUUUCAGUGCUCACUUUAUGUACGAGUUGUUUGACGUACUGUUUUAAACACAACCCCAAAUAACUGCCACUGAUUUCUCGGCCAUGAGUGUGAAAUCAUAUCGCUGCUGGACUGUACAGAUCACACACACACGUAAAACUAAUUCUCCCUUCUGUGAAGGUAUUUUUUUUCCUUGUUCUGAUAUUCAACAUUUGCCUCUUUUACCUCGUCGUGGUUUAAAACUCAUUUACCAGCCAAGAUGGGUUUGUUUUUUUUCCUGCUUCUUGCCUCUUGUGAUGCACUUGUUUAGUUAUGCAAUAAACUCCUGUAGACACUUCUGGCACAAGGAGUUGCUAUGGGAAAUGUUUUCCUGAAGUAAA